AUGACAGAGAAAAGAGAGACUGGUGGAGCCUGGAAAGAUGAUGAAUGUAUAGUCAUAGAUAUGAUUCAAGACUUAAGGUUGACGGACGGAGAGGGCAUUGAAUCUCCUAAGACACAGGAAACCUGCCUGGCAAACUACACGGGAGCAUGGGAGGGACGAGGGUCUACUGAUAGCCUUCUCUCUCCUUCCUACCCAGACUUUCCUUUGCCCCCUCCACCCCUUAUUGGGGAGGGCGACGACUCAGAGGGUGCCCUGGGAGGUGCCUUCCCACCUCCACCUCCCCCGAUGAUCGAGGAACCGUUCCCUCCUGCUCCUCUGGAGGAGGACAUCUUCCCCUCCCCUCCACCUCCAUUGGAGGAGGAGGGAGGGCCUGAGGCCCCUACCCAGCUCCCACCGCAGCCCAGGGAGAAAGUGAGCAGUAUUGACCUGGAGAUCGACUCUCUGUCCUCACUGCUGGAUGACAUGACCAAGAACGAUCCCUUCAAAGCCCGGGUGUCAUCUGGAUAUGUACCCCCACCAGUUGCCACUCCAUUUGUUCCCAAGCCUAGUACCAAGCCUGCCCCUGGGGGCACAGCACCCUUACCUCCUUGGAAGACCCCUUCUAGCUCCCAGCCACCUCAGCCGCAGGCCAAGCCUCAGGUCCAGCUCCAUGUCCAGCCUCAGGCCAAGCCCCAUGUCCAACCCCAGCCUGUGUCUUCCGCUAACACACAGCCCCGAGGUCCCCUUUCUCAGGCUCCAACUCCAGCACCUAAGUUUGCUCCGGUGGCUCCUAAAUUUACUCCUGUGGUAAAGUUCAGCCCCGGUGCUCCAAGUGGACCUGGGCCACAGCCCAAUCAAAAAAUGGGGCCUCUGGAGGCGCCUUCUUCUGUGGGCGCAGGUUCCCCUCAGCCCCCUAGCUUCACCUAUGCUCAGCAGAAGGAGAAGCCCCUAGUUCAAGAGAAGCAGCACCCACAGCCUCCACCAGCUCCAAACCAAAACCAGGUACGCUCUCCUGGAGGCCCAGGCCCCUUGACCCUGAAGGAGGUGGAAGAGUUGGAACAGCUGACCCAGCAGCUGAUGCAGGACAUGGAGCACCCUCAGAGGCAGAGCGUGGCAGUGAAUGAGUCCUGUGGCAAAUGCAAUCAGCCACUGGCCCGUGCACAGCCUGCAGUUCGUGCACUGGGACAACUGUUCCAUAUCACCUGCUUCACUUGCCAUCAGUGUCAGCAGCAGCUGCAGGGACAGCAGUUCUACAGCCUGGAGGGGGCACCCUAUUGUGAGGGCUGCUACACCGACACUUUGGAGAAGUGCAACACGUGUGGGCAGCCCAUCACUGACCGCAUGCUGAGGGCCACUGGCAAAGCCUACCACCCACAGUGCUUCACCUGUGUGGUCUGCGCCUGUCCCCUGGAGGGCACCUCCUUCAUUGUGGACCAGGCCAAUCAGCCCCACUGUGUCCCUGACUAUCACAAGCAAUAUGCUCCAAGGUGCUCCGUCUGCUCGGAGCCAAUCAUGCCUGAGCCUGGCCGAGAUGAGACUGUGCGAGUAGUGGCGCUGGAUAAGAACUUCCAUAUGAAGUGUUACAAGUGUGAGGACUGUGGGAAAGCCCUGUCCAUUGAGGCAGAUGACAACGGCUGCUUCCCUCUGGAUGGCCAUGUCCUCUGUCGGAAGUGCCACUCUGCUAGAGCGCAGACCUGAGUUGAGGAUGGACCUUCUUCCAGACCACAGGUCCAUCCCCCACUGUGGACCACCCACAGAGGCCAGUCCUUGCCUCCACCCUCCCUGCAUUCCAAUCCCCUCCCCUGUGUCUCAAAUGCCCUGACCCAGGGCCUCAGCAUGGCCUAGAAGUAUUGAGGCUCUGUCCUGGUGCUGAGGCCCAGCCCUGGGCUCCAACCCUUGCCUCUUCUGCAGGGAUCACCCAUCAUCCUGAGGUCCCCAACCCAAGGGUCACAUAUAGUGCUGCUGCUUUCACUGCUGCACCAACGCCCUUGGCUGGCCUGAGCAACCUAUGCAGUGUGCUUGCUGAGGGUAGAAGCCCUAACCCUCCAGGAGCUCAGCUCCAGCAGCCUGGACACCCGCCUUGCUCUGUGCUGCUAGGCUGCGGCCACAGCUAAGAUUAUAAAAACCUCAUUUUCCAGAA
Messenger RNA from Mastomys coucha (southern multimammate mouse), 2119 nucleotides. It is a transcript of the gene Zyx, whose product is annotated as zyxin. Gene Ontology annotation, biological process: transforming growth factor beta receptor signaling pathway; integrin-mediated signaling pathway. The transcript has 9 exons. The record is from RefSeq and is a predicted model, not a curated record. NCBI's taxonomy places the organism in Eukaryota, Metazoa, Chordata, Mammalia, Rodentia, Muridae. The coding region runs from base 1 to 1677 and encodes 558 amino acids.